Populus trichocarpa (black cottonwood) is the source of this 1951-nucleotide messenger RNA. Its product is annotated as F-box protein SKIP2. Gene Ontology annotation, cellular component: SCF ubiquitin ligase complex. Gene Ontology annotation, biological process: SCF-dependent proteasomal ubiquitin-dependent protein catabolic process. The coding region runs from base 199 to 1773 and encodes 524 amino acids. NCBI's taxonomy places the organism in Eukaryota, Viridiplantae, Streptophyta, Magnoliopsida, Malpighiales, Salicaceae. Gene Ontology annotation, molecular function: protein binding. The transcript has a single exon. The record is from RefSeq and is a predicted model, not a curated record.
GCUCCCUCCCUCCUCCUUUGCUUUGACUGCCCAAGAGCAGUUUCAACCAAAUAAUUAUUAAUUAUCCUCUUCGUAUUUAUAACCUAGCACACCUGCUCCCUCUCCUCUCAAUCUCUGCAAAGCAAAACUCCAAAUCCUAACACGACGGGACCUCCUCUGGAACCAGCUGCUCCAGUGGCUCGUUUUCUCACUCACCAAAUGGGCCAAUCAUCUUCCACCACUAAUUAUUCAAUCAACCGAUUCUUAACCCCCGCGACCAUCUUAUCCGAAUCCUCAGAUUUAGCCGACGAAAUCAAUAUCGGACCUCUCAGAGACCACACGGAGGACAUACCAGACGAUUGUUUAGCUUACAUAUUCCAGCUUCUCAAAGCCGGUGACCGCAAAAGCUCAUCCCUUGUCUGCAAACGAUGGCUACGCGUCGAUGCUCAAAGUCGCCGCCGGCUUUCUCUGAUUGCGCAAUCGGAGAUUAUUUCCUAUGUACCUACGAUCUUUACUCGAUUCGAUUCGGUUGCUAAACUAUCUCUCCGGUGUGGUCGGAAAUCUGUUAGCUUAAAUGACGAUGCGUUGCUGAUGAUUUCUAUCCGGUGCGAGAAUCUCACGCGACUCAAGCUCCGUGGAUGUCGUGAACUGACUGAGUUAGGUAUGGCUAACUUUGCUAAAAAUUGUAAGAACCUGACGAAAUUUUCGUGCGGUUCGUGCAAUUUCGGGGUUGAAGGAAUUAAUUGGAUGUUAAAGUAUUGUACUGAUCUUGAAGAGUUGACUAUUAAGCGGCUUAGAAGUGUCAAUAAUGGGAACGAAUUGGUCAUCGUUCCCGGCGCGGCCGCAUUAAGUUUAAAAUCCAUUUGUUUGAAGGAGUUGGUUAAUGGGCAAUGCUUUGAACCGCUUGUGGUUGAAUGCAAGAAGCUUAAGACCUUGAAAGUGAUUCGUUGUUUAGGUGAUUGGGAUAGUGUGCUUGUAAAAAUUGGGAAUGGAAAUGGGAUUUUGAGUGAUGUUCACUUAGAGAGGUUGCAAGUGAGUGAUAUUGGACUUGGAGCAAUUGCCAAAUGUGUAAAUAUAGAUAGUUUGCAUAUUGUGAGGAAUCCUGACUGUUCAAAUUUAGGGCUUGUUUCUGUGGCAGAGAAUUGUAGGAAGUUGAGGAAGCUUCAUAUUGAUGGGUGGAAUAUUAAUCGGAUUGGAGAUGAGGGUUUAAUAGCUGUAGCGAAACAGUGCCCGGAGUUACAAGAGCUUGUUUUGAUUUGUGUUCAUGUUACGCAUUUGAGUAUGGCAGCAAUUGCUGUUAACUGUCAGAGAUUGGAGCGAUUGGCAUUGUGCGGGAUUGGAGCUAUUGGUGAUGCGGAGAUUGCUUGCAUUGCAGCUAAAUGUGUGGAGUUAAAGAAGCUUUGCAUCAAGGGCUGUGCUAUUUCUGAUACUGCCAUUGAAGCUCUUGCUUGGGGAUGUCCGAAUUUGGUUAAGGUUAAGAUCAAGAAAUGCAGAGGAGUUAGUAGUGAAGUUGUGAAUUGGUUGUUGCGGCGCAAGGGGUCACUUGUUGUUAGUUUCGAUGCUGCUGAAAGUGAAGGGUUGGAUGCCAGUGGUAGUGAUGUUGGAGGUCAAGAAAGUGGUGUGGAAUUCCCGGUGAUGGGUGACCGAGUAGUUGUCGGUGAUGGCCCUUCAGUCAGCAUUGGGAGAUUGGCUUUGCUUAGGGCGAAGCUAGGGUUUUUUGCCAGCAGGAAUUUAGUGCCCUGUGCGUUUAACAAGUCAUCAAAUCACGGGGAUAGUUCAAGUAGCAAUCUGUGAAUGAUUUUUGUAGGAGUCGGUAAAAUGAGAAACCAACUCUUGAUGAUCCACUCGCCCUCUUCUUUUUCAAUUGGUUGCGCUAAUUACUUGAUUCUUAUAUUUCACAGUAUAUGUUGUCUCUUUCUGAAUUGUUCAAUUUUGUUAGCAGUUAAAUUAAAACAAGAACUUCCGUUUAUCA